UCGAAUUUACAAUGGUGAAGAAAAUUACAAGUGUAGGUGCUAUCCUCCUCUUGGCUCUCAUGGCCUUGGACGAAGCCUUAGCCACCACCAUGACAACCACCGUAACCACCACCACAAUCGACGAAGAGGAGAAUCAACAAUGCCAGAGAGAGAUUCAGACACGCAGCUUCCCAAAUUGCGAGACGUACCUGAAGCUCGAAUUUGAUAGAGCUGAUGCCACAAUAAUGUUGCCCUAUUCCAAAAAACAUUAUAAAAGACGUUGCUGUAGAAAUGAGCUGAGUGGCAUCGAUAAGCAGUGUGUGUGCUUUGCUGUGAGGACUAUGAUGAAGAACAUGAUGGACAGUGGUCGCCUCAGCGCUGAGGAUAUGGAGGCUAUGCUCGAGCUGGCUGGAGAUCUUCCUACCGUGUGCAACUUACGAAAAUACCCAUGCUGAAUAUUCAGGCCAUUACUCGGUGGUUCAUCAAUGUAGAAAUAUGCACACCAUCAUGUACCGUGUAUAUUGCCUUGGAAUAAAAUCUCAGUCUGUCUUUUUCUAA
Olea europaea var. sylvestris is the source of this 537-nucleotide messenger RNA. Its product is annotated as 2S albumin-like. The transcript has a single exon. Bases 12 to 434 code for a protein of 140 amino acids. NCBI's taxonomy places the organism in Eukaryota, Viridiplantae, Streptophyta, Magnoliopsida, Lamiales, Oleaceae. Gene Ontology annotation, molecular function: nutrient reservoir activity. The record is from RefSeq and is a predicted model, not a curated record.